Messenger RNA from Marasmius oreades (fairy-ring Marasmius), 885 nucleotides. RefSeq lists its product as uncharacterized. The transcript has 3 exons. Lineage: Eukaryota; Fungi; Basidiomycota; Agaricomycetes; Agaricales; Marasmiaceae. The record is from RefSeq and is a predicted model, not a curated record. Bases 1 to 885 code for a protein of 294 amino acids. Gene Ontology annotation, molecular function: methyltransferase activity. Gene Ontology annotation, biological process: ubiquinone biosynthetic process.
AUGCAAACAAUAUCCCGCAACGUUCGCUCGUCAUGGAACCCCCGUUGUGUCUUUAGGACACUCAGCUCUCAAUCCUCCCCUGAAUCAAACCCAAAAAUGACAUCUUUCGGUUUCAAAGACGUUCCUGAAGAUCAAAAGGAACACCUUGUAAAGGGUGUAUUCGACUCUGUCGCUUCGAAAUAUGACUUGAUGAAUGAUGCAUCGUCUCUUGGGGUCCAUAGGUUGUGGAAGGAUGAAUUUGUGGCUUCACUGAGACCUGGGAAGAAAGGCCCCAUAAAGUGUAUUGAUGUGGCAGGGGGAACGGGGGAUAUUGCGCGAAGGAUCCUGGACUAUGCUCGUGAAAAUUUCUCAGAUAGGGAGACGACUAUAGAGGUUGUUGAUAUCAAUGGACAGAUGUUGCAGGAGGGUUUGAGGAGGUUCAAAAAGACUAUGUAUUAUAACACCCCUCAGGUUUCUUUCCACGAGGCGAAUGCUCAAGAGUUGCCCGUUCCACAAUUCAAAGAUAACUCUUAUGAUCUGUACACCAUUGCGUUUGGGAUUCGGAAUUGCACUUCGAUUCCUUCGGUACUCCGAGAAGCGUACCGCGUUCUGAAGCCAGGAGGAACGUUUGCCUGUCUUGAAUUCAGCCGGGUUAAUAAUUCCUUGUUGAGCACACUUUAUGACCAAUAUUCCUUCUCAAUCAUUCCGCUACUGGGAACAAUUCUAGCAGGUGACCGUGAUUCAUACCAGUAUUUGGUGGAAUCUAUUCGAAAGUUCCCACCUCAACCGGAAUUUGCGCAAAUGAUUAGAGAUGUUGGGUUUGAGACUGGAGUGGAUGCUGAUGGUGGUGCUUGGACGAAUUUAUGGGGUGGGGUUGCGUGCAUCCAUACUGGAGUUAAAAUAUGA